CGUUCCGGCCAAGGCUGUCUCUGCGUUCACUGCCAUCUCACGCCUCGUCGACGUGUCCCACAGCGACGAUGGCCCUCAUCUCGUCACUCAGCGAUGUACUCGGCUAUACAUCUAUCGGCUGUUGGCUUGGUGCUCAGUUCCCGCAGGUGCUCGAGAACCUUCGUCGACGUUCAGUGAACGGUUUAGCAUGGCCAUUCCUGCUCAAUUGGCUUUUAGGCGAGGCAUCUACUCUGGCUACGCAUCGCGACAUAUCUAACCUUGUGGGCUGCAUUCUGACGCAUCAACUACCCUUCCAGACCUACCUCGCAAUGUACUUCUGCUUUGUCGACGUCACACUUGUCGGUCAAUACCUCUAUUAUAGCAAUUCCGCGAAACCGCGGCCACCACUCUCCAACCGCUCCCGUGCAGCAUCUUCUGCCACCAUCACACGUAUCGAGCAUCCCCCAGCGCACUAUCGCGCGCUUUCCCAAGUCGCCGCCAACGUAGCAGCCGCUGCCGCGCUUGCCGCUCAGCAAGAAGAACAGUCUCGUUGGCGCCCGCACGCACAAGCUAGUGUCGAAUCCCGACGUACAAUUCUCUCUACAGAUCCAGGCGAAGCGGAGGACGAGGUAGAUGAAGCCGCGCUGGCUCGUCUCGCAGACAGCCUAUAUUCGGAGGGAGGCCGCAAUACUGCGCGCAAAAAGGUGUCGUGGAGUCGAGAGCGCGGAGGCAGCAUUGGCCGGGGUCGCCCGCCAGUCAUGUCGCCCAUUAACGAACCACUAUCUACAACAUUCCCGAACGGUCCCUCAGAAGAACAAGGCUUCUCCGAUCGCGGCAGGCCCGCCACGCGAAAUAUCUCACUAGAUGGGCCACAACAUGAGUGGACGGUUGAAUCAUCGAACCGGAGGAGCUCGCGGGCGAGUAGGAAAGGUGCGGGGAUGGUGUUUCUUGGAGUGUGGGCAUUGUUUGGGAUCGGGACGCUUGCUGGGAGCAGGCAAGGGGUCGUGACUGAGAACGCCAUCCGGGUUGGUCGCGUCCUAACGAACGGUCCACCUUCCAUCGAGAGCCCGUUAAUACCAACAGUGACAAGCAGGACAGAUACUCUGGCCAGGAUCGUAGCAAACGAAGCACCUGUCCCUCAAGCCGAUGCCUCACUGUCAUACGACGACCUUCACUUCUCGCAACCCAUCAUGUCGACUCGAGCAGACGACCCAGAUGACCAACAUGAUGCCCCGAGCACAGACUACAUCAUUGGGCGUAUCUCAGCUUGGAUAUGCACCACGCUCUACCUCACCUCACGAUUACCCCAGAUCUGGAAGAACUACACUAGAAAAUCAGUAGAGGGCCUUUCGAUCUCGCUUUUCGUCUUUGCCUUCUUGGGCAAUUUCUUUUACGUCUUCUCCAUUCUCACUUCGCCCAACCUUAGUCUUCCGGAACGCGAAGCGGCGGCUUUUCUCAAGGAGAGUGUACCAUAUCUUCUUGGAAGCGGCGGCACAUUGAUGUUCGACGUUACGAUCGUCAUCCAGUCGUUUCUUUACAAGCCGAAGGCCAUGCGGGGUCGGCGGCUGUCGCGGCCAAUCGCUGAAGAAGAAGAGGGCUUGCUCGCGACUGGCGCAGAAGAUUCUAUCACCCCUUCGCGGCGACGUAUGGCUAACUCGAGCGUGAGCGACCGGGGAGAGUGAUUCCUGCAGUGGGCGUGGACUUACCCUUUUGCAUCAUCUUUGUCGUCAUCAUAUGCUUUCUUACAUCGCAACAUAUUUAUUGGCCAUGUGUGUAGCAUUACAAUAAAUUUACAGUAGUAGUUAAUGAGCUUCUUUGAGAUGGUCGUCUUGACCAAU
Phanerochaete carnosa HHB-10118-sp is the source of this 1817-nucleotide messenger RNA. RefSeq lists its product as uncharacterized. Lineage: Eukaryota; Fungi; Basidiomycota; Agaricomycetes; Polyporales; Phanerochaetaceae. The coding region runs from base 69 to 1661 and encodes 530 amino acids. The transcript is spliced from 6 exons. The record is from RefSeq and is a predicted model, not a curated record.